Molecule: messenger RNA, 496 nt
Organism: Corylus avellana
Lineage: Eukaryota; Viridiplantae; Streptophyta; Magnoliopsida; Fagales; Betulaceae
Source: RefSeq, a predicted model, not a curated record
GGCACUUGCUAUUGCAGAGAACAUGCCCAGAUUGCGCCACCUCCAGCUUUUCGGAAAUAACCUGACUAAUGACGGCUUGCAGGCCAUCCUUGACGGUUGUCCUCACCUUGAAUCACUUGACCUACGGCAAUGUUUCAGUGUCAAACUGACAGGGAAUUUGGAAAGAAGAUGUGCUCAACAGAUUAAAAACUUGCGUCUUCCCCAUGAUUCCACUGAUGACUAUGAAUUUGGUGCUGAACUUGAUGGUUAUGGUUCUUUUGAUGAUGACUACCCAUCUGGGUCGUCGGACAUAGAUCAUUUGUCUCAUUCUGACUAUUAUGAAUUCUCAGAUGGCAGCAAUUUCUCCGACCUCUAUGACUCCGACUAUGACUACGAUGACUACUAUGACAGAAAUCAAAAUGUUAACUAUGGAGAUUUUUAUCUUGACUAGCUUGAAUGAAAUGACUCCUCUCUCCCAAUAUUUUGAAUGUUUAAUAUUAGUAUCGUAUUGAUUUUA